Papaver somniferum (opium poppy) is the source of this 2408-nucleotide messenger RNA. Its product is annotated as 4-coumarate--CoA ligase 2-like. The record is from RefSeq and is a predicted model, not a curated record. Gene Ontology annotation, molecular function: 4-coumarate-CoA ligase activity. The transcript is spliced from 6 exons. NCBI's taxonomy places the organism in Eukaryota, Viridiplantae, Streptophyta, Magnoliopsida, Ranunculales, Papaveraceae. The coding region runs from base 306 to 2006 and encodes 566 amino acids.
AACUCUACUUACCAGCUGUUUCCAUCCCCCUUUCUCUUAAUCACUCUCUCUUUACUUAUCAGUCUGAUGCUCUCACUCACCGUUCUUUUUUUACUUAUUACCCCCAACCCAACUGUUUCCUUUGUCUCUUUCUUUCCCCCAAAAGCUAGCCAGAGUUACUGAAUACAUCUUUAUAUCUUCGUUUUUCUCUGAGCAAAAUUUUGUAUCUGGGUUUGUUUCCCCUUUUCAAGUUCCUCUUUUGUAUUUUGGUACCUGCUGGUUGAUUCCAUUAUUUUUUUCAGACAAUAUAAAGAAAUUUAACAAACAUGAUUUCAGUCGCUUCUGCUGAAACCCACCAGCAGAUGACCUCCACUCCAAACGUGAUCGAAAGUACGACUACAGAAACCUUCGUUUACCGAUCGAAACUCCCAGACAUUCCCAUCUCCAAUCAAAUUCCACUCCACACGUAUUGUUUUGAAAACAUAUCAGAGUUUUCUGAAAAGCCUUGUCUGAUCACAGGCUCUAAUGGAAGAAUUUACAGUUAUUCUGAAACUCAUCUCAUCUGCCAGAAAACUGCUGUUGGAUUAUCUAAGCUAGGUAUAAAGAAAGGUGAUGUGAUCAUGCUACUACUCCAAAACUGUCCCGAGUUCAUCUUCUCGUUUUUAGGAGCAUCAAUGCUUGGCGCGGUGUCAACUACUGCAAAUCCAUUUUACACUCAAGCAGAGAUUUUCAAACAAUUCAACUCCUCUAAAACAAAACUCAUAAUUACGCAGUCUCAGUACGUAGACAAACUCCGAGACUCUGCAGAAAAUGCUCCUAAAAUUGGAGAAGAUUUCAUAGUUGUUACAAUCGAUGAUCCGCCAGAAAACUGCAUACAUUUUUCGGUCAUUUCAGAUGCGGAUGAAAAAGAAAUCCCGUCGGUUUCAAUUGAACCUGAAAGCACUGUUGUUCUACCGUACUCAUCGGGAACAACCGGAUUACCGAAAGGCGUAAUCUUAACACAUAAAAGUUUGAUAUCAAGUGUUGCUCAACAAGUUGAUGGAGAGAACCCAAAUUUGUAUUUGAAAUCAGAUGACGUAGUGUUAUGUGUUCUUCCAUUGUUUCAUAUUUAUUCGUUACACUCUGUUUUGCUCUGUUCCCUUAGAGCUGGGGCAGCGGUGCUUUUAAUGGAGAAAUUUGAUAUUAAUUCAUUACUGGAAUUGAUACAACGUUACCGAGUUUCGGUUACCCCAGUUGUUCCACCAUUAGUCCUCGCCUUAGCUAAGAAUCCGUUGGUCGAGAACUUCGAUCUGAGCUCCAUUCGUGCAGUUUUAUCAGGGGCAGCACCACUUGGCAAGGAAUUACAAGAUGCUCUUAAGAGAAGAGUUCCUCAAGCAAUUUUUGGACAGGGUUAUGGAAUGACAGAGGCAGGGCCAGUUUUAGCAAUGUCACUUGUAUUUGCAAAGCAACCGUUCCCGUCAAAAUCUGGCUCUUGUGGAACGGUUGUAAGGAACGCAGAGUUGAAAGUUAUCGAUCCUGAAACUGGUUUAACUCUUCGACAUCAUCGACCUGGUGAAAUUUGUGUCCGUGGACCACAGAUUAUGAAAGGAUAUUUAAACGAUGUGGAUGCAACUUCGAGUACAAUCGACGUGGAGGGUUGGCUUCACACCGGAGACAUAGGUUACGUCGAUGAUGAUGACGAAAUCUUCAUUGUCGACAGAGUUAAAGAACUGAUAAAAUUCAAAGGAUUCCAAGUACCACCAGCCGAGCUCGAGGCACUACUCAUAAGUCACCCAUCAAUUGCAGAUGCUGCCGUUGUUUCUCAAAAGGACGACGUCGCUGGAGAAAUUCCGGUGGCAUUUAUAGUUCGAUCGAAUGGCUUCGAGCUUACUGAAGUAGCUGUAAAAGAAUACAUUUCUAAACAAGUUGUAUUUUACAAGAGACUGCAUAAAGUGUUUUUCAUCCACGCUAUACCAAAAUCUCCUUCUGGAAAGAUUUUAAGGAAAGAUCUUAGAGCUAAACUAGCUACUUCGUCGACAUCAGCUUAGUUAACCAAAAAGCCUGUAAUGGGAGUGGAAAAAUAUUUGCUCGUAUUUUUAUUCAACAGCAUCACAACUAGUUAUUGGGAAAUAUAAAUGGCAUUUCCAAUGAUCGGUUAUCAUGCUGCUAGAUCGGCGUUGGUCACGAUUAUUUAUAGUUGUUGCGGAUUGUACAACGUUGGAAAUAGUCAUAGUUGGCGUGUUCAUGUUCGUUAGCAUUUAUUGUGUAUGGAUGCUAAUUACGUAUAAUUUAAACAUUAUACCUGGGAUAUAAUGGAUGUAUGUACAAAGAUUCAUGUUUACUAGUAACUCAUUUCAAUUGUUUGGUCGUUCGAGAUUGAAAGAUGUAUUCUAAGCUUCGAACACUGAAAUUCAGACGUAUGUGAUGCAUGCGCCAUCAUCUUUUGACCA